AUGAGCCGCAACAAACCCUCGCUCGUGUCGAGGCUUCCCAAGUUCGGCUACGGAGGCGUCGCCAAGUCCCGAGGACCUGACGACGCCGACGCCGCCACCGCCGGCGAUGACGAAGACGAGAAGAGGUCGAGGCCCUCGCUCGCCUCCACCUUCGGCUUCCGCGGCAAGAAGAACGACGUCGCGAGGAGGCCGACGGCCGGCAUUGCCGCUGCCGGCGAAUCGGAGCGGAGAGAGGCCGAGCCGGCACCGCGAGCGGCUCCCGACGCGGACGCCGCCAACGGAGGCCCCGGGUCGGACGAUCGCGGCGCCGCCCGGCCGCCGCCCGCCCGCUCCCCGUCAAAGCCGCGGGUCGCCCGGCAGGCGUUCGGCUUUGCCGGGCCGGCACGGACGACGAGGGCCCCCCCGCAGCCUGGGCGACGACGGAUUCCCGCCAGAGACGGCGCUCACGCGGGCGCAGAGCUUCUCGCACGCGCUCGCGGCGCCCGCGGCGUCCGCGUCGGUCGGCGCGGGGCUGCUCCCGCCCCUCGCCGGUCAGCUCCAGCGGUCCAAGUCCAUGUCGAAGGCGCUGCAGGCGCAGCCGGGGCACGGCGGCGCGACCUCGCGCUACCGCUUCGGCCGGCCGAACAACGCUUCGCAGCCGAACCUCACGCAGGCCGGCCGGACGAGGCCCAGGGGCGCCGGCGCCGCGCGACCGCCCGGCCCGCUCAGGGGCCCCGCGAGGAGCUCGCCAGCGGACGCGGACGAGGCGCCGACCGUCGCGAGCUUCAUCCCGUCGUCGGCGCUAAAGAAGCCGAGGUUGCCCGGUUUCGCCGCGCCCGGCGCCAACGGCAGGGCCGCUGCCGGGGAGGAGGCCCACUUGCCGCGAAGCCGGCGAGCCCGAAACCCGGCGGGGCUCCGGAAGCCGGGAUUGGCGUUCGCGCGGAGUCGCACGCGGGAGGUCCAGACGACGUCGCUGCUGCCGAGGGGGGAGUGCAGGUGGACUCGGAGAGCCCCACCGAGGAGGUCGACAGGAGCGAAACUGCGUCACUGCAGGACAGCGAGUCGAGCGAGACGAUCGCUCCGCUCCACGGGACCCACGGGGCCCACGGCGCCGUUUGCCACGACACGGUUCCCGACCCCGUCGAGGUCACCUGCUCGGCAGGCAGCGACGACGGCGGCGGUGACGGCGACGACGGCAAAGCCGGUGACGCGGACGACCCGGUGGAUCGGAGCGACGCCGAUCCGGCAGGAGACGGGGAAGAGCCGAUAGGGAGGAGGGAGACGGACGGGAGUGGCGCUUCCGUGGACAGGAACAGUCCGGAUGCCUCGAGGCGUGAGCCGUCCUGCGAGCUCGAUGAUGAUGACCUCAUGCUUGAACUCGAUUUUCCGGAUGAAGCCUCCCUGCUGGCGGCAGCCGCGGAAGCCGAGGGCACGGAUGGAGUGAGGGCGGCUGAGAUGAGGGGCCACGGUCGAGGAGAAGCACGGAGGGAGGCGCGCUCGCACUGGAGGUCCCACGGCGGAAGGUCCGUGGAUGGCGGAACGUCCGCGGCGGUGGCGUCACCGGGAGCCGGGAUUCCCCCGCGUCCCACGGCCGGCCCCCACUCGCGAUCGCCGGCGCCCCCGGGAGAGACGGCCGCUCGCGACGGCUCGGCGGGCCCCACGUGGAGGAGCGACCGCGGCGACGGAGACCGCUUCUUCUCCUCCAACGCCAACGCCGCCGGCAUCACCGGCGCCGGACUGGACCCCGCGUUCCUGCGCCACCUCGUGCAAGACUGCACCGGCAUGAAGACGCUGCUGCUGAAGCUGAAGCGAGCACUCCAGGAGGACGAGGAGCUUGUUUCUGGGAGCAGAACGCAAACGUCUUUGAACUGUCAGUCAGAAGGGCAGGAGAAGACGCACGACAAGGACGCGGCCACCGACGAGGUGACCCGGCUACGGGGGCAGCUGAGAGCGAAGGAGGAGGAGAACGCUCGGUUGAAGGCAGAGCUGGCUCGUCUGAGGCCGGACGGCGUGGCGGGGCCAGACGGCAUGGCGGAGCCGGGAGCCGCGGCGACGGAGGAAAAGUCCACGCAGACGGAACGACGGCGCCGGUCCUCGCUCAAACCAUCGCCUCCUCCCAGUGCUCAGGGCAGCAGCGCGGCUGGAAAUCCCCAAAGGCCGGCGCUCACCGGGGACCCCAGUGACGCCAACGGUGCCGCCCCCCCCCGCGCCGCCGAGAGCGCCCGAGAGGCCGCUUGCCGCGAGGACGAGCUGAGCGCCCUCCUCAGCGCCAAGCUGCGCAUCGACGAGGGCGACGGCGUUCGCGACGCGCCCCCCGUCGCCGGCCGCCCCUCGGGCCGCUUCACGGUCGCGCAGCACCGCGCGUGCCGGCCGCCCUGGCCUCAGCACGGCCACCGGGGCCACGGGCAAACGCAGGCUCCCCCCGGACCGCCGCCCCUCGACGAACCCCGGGCGCCGUUCGUCUCCGGGGACGAGCGGCUCCGACGCGGAGACCCCCCCGACGCCGCCGCCGCCGCGCCGUCCGUGGCCGUCCGGCCGAGGCCGCGCGCGUCUCUCGCGUGGGACGCGCCCGGGGUCGCGGCGGCCCUCCCCGGUCACCCCGCCGCACCGGCCGCCGCGAUCCCCGGUCGGCAGACGCACCGCCCGGCGGCGUUCGCGGGCGAGCGCGGGCCGCCCCCGCGGCCGCCCGGCACGCAGGAGGACGGCGGGGCUUUCCCGGCCGCCCCCGGAGCGCCGGGCGGCGCGUGGGGCCUGCACGCGGUGCCGUCGGCGGGCGCCGGCCGCGACGACGCGGAGCCGCACCGGGUGGCGGAGGGCGGCGCGCGACCGGGGCCCGUGCCCCGGCACGGACGGAGAGCCACCGGGCCCCAGUCGCGGCUGCCAAAGCCGCGGUCGUGAGCGGGGCGACCGUUUGAAUUCGUAAACCGGGGGGGGGGAUAGAGCCGGAACAGUGCACCCCCCCCCCCCCCCAUCGUCAGAUGCCGCCGCGUGCCCUGCCCCCCGCCCCACCUCGUCCCCCCUUUGCUUUGUAAUCCGCUCAUAUUAGCGCAGCACGCAUGGCUUAAUGUAAAAUGCGUUUGGGUUGAGCGGAUACAAAUGAAUGGGAGAUUUUACAUUAGCAGGCUCUGCGUAAUUUAACCCCACUCUAGCCCGCACAAUUAGCUAGACGCUGCAGGCGGGAGCCCGCUUUUUAAUGACGCCUCUUUGGUUUAUCCCAAUUAAGUGAUCUGGGUGGAUGUGGUGAUAAUUGGCCAAAAUAUGGAGUCGACCUAUUUCACAAGGAGGACUGAAAAUAGAUGUAACGGAACACUUGAAAAUGUUUAGUGCGGUUAAUUUCAUUCGUAUCUUACAAACUGUUUGCUUCGAGAUAUAAUAUACAUUCUUAUUGCUGUAAGUUAAUUAAAUGAAAAUACUUACGAGUUAGGCUGCGCUUUGGAAUAAAAAAAAAAUUGAUGUAUUUAAUUACGUAAUAAUUUAACACGUGCAUGCGCGGCUGUUCAUUGUAUACUCGCAGCAGCAUUACCUCUUGGACACUGGAUGAGAAUGUAUUGCCAACAAUUAAGGCCCCGGCAAGCAUUGGCAGAGAGUGGGGAGGGCACAGAAACGAGUUCGGGAAGCGUGUGCAAUCAACAGAGGAAAUGAAUGCAAUGUCGCUGGCAAGGUACCUUGGGUGGGUAGGUGCCUAUCGAGCUGUGUGUUACAGGGCGCCUCCCCUGUUGUCCGUCUGCACAGUGUGCUCAGAGAGCGAGUGGACGGAGAAAAGAUGGAAUUGGGCACUCCACGGUUUGUCGUGCGUGCGUGCGUGGGGAGUGGUGGGUGUAGUGGUUAGCAUGCUGCGCUACGAAUCCGGUGGCCCGAGUUAGAUUCCCGCUCACGGCUGACACCAGUGCUGAUUAUCUGAUACGGUCCUGGGCCUCCCCUAGGUCGACUCAACCCUCAAAUGAGUACCUGGUGCGUUGUGAAAACAUCACCACUGUGGAGACAAAUGCGGCCGGGCGUGGUGCUGGCCACCCACCCCCUCGUGUGCCGUGCCGGCCUUCAUAGCUGCUCGCUAACAGCACUUGCUCCUACAGUUUGUUAAGGCUAUAUGGGGAAUCUUUGUCUUUGUUGCGUGGGUGUAUGUGUGUGACGAAUCCGUAAAUACUCACAUUUGAUUCCGGGCCACGGCCAAGAUCAGUGGCGAGAGAUACCUAAACCAGACCUUGGGUCUCUUCCCUGGAUGGUCUCGGCUUCAAAUGAGUACCUGGUGCGGUGUGUAAACUUCAGCGCUGGGGAGUUUAAGGUGGCUGGGCAUGGUGCCUGCAACACCCCGGCCCCUUGGUAUGCUGCACGAUCUAUUUGGCCAUACGGGGAUGGUCGCAUCGUUGUGUGUAUGGACCACACAGCUGAUAUGCUGAGAGUGCAGCUUGUCUCCGUUUGUUUAGCUCGUAUCGCCGAAGUGAUGGUGCUGCGCUUUUUGCCAACAGUCGCCACUCAACUCUGCGAUAGUGAACCAGCCCGUGCCAAGCAAUUCAUAGCAAUGUGUCACUUGGACGAAUGGAAUCGUAAAAUUAUGCACUGACGGCUGGACAGACGGACCGGCAGACUGACAGAUGGCUAUAUUGGACAGACAAACAGAUGUUGCCGUGCCACUAAUGUCCACGAUAGUCCCAAGUUUUAUGUUGUUGUUGUUGUUGUGAUUCCCCAUUGCCAACGUACCUGCCAGCCAUUCGGAACGCGAAUAGCGCUUCACUAUUUCAUCCCCAAUUGUUACUCGGACACACGGCGCUAAUCAUUAUUAACACAUUAUAAUGUGCGCGUACAAAAAAACUAAGUCCAGAUCAAGAGGUCACCGUUGCCAUUGAUGGCACAACAGCUCCCACGUCACUUCGUUGUCUCAGAGUGGACACCCGACAUUUGAGGCCUCGACAUCUGGCUGUGUCACGUGGCCAGCACGGCCUUCAAGGGCCCCUCAUGCAGUCUCAAUACCACCGCCGCCACCAGCCUGGUUGUCAACCUCACUGACAAAGGGGGAAACGAUCUGAAACCGAGCCACGGUGUUGUGACUGAGAUGGUACCUCUUGGAAGGCGGGUGGUGACAUUUCCACUCCGUGGCUUCUACGAGUAUAAAUGAGAAUCAGAGGUUUUGUUUCGAGGGCGACUCGGCCGGCAGACAUCAAAGCAAUGAUGCGAUGGCGAGGUGUUGUGACGGCAGCGUCAUUGGCCGCAAUGACCUACUGACCUUCCACCUUGCCCUAACUCUAACGGUCUCACCAUCACCAGCAUCUGACGUUCGGUGUUCCCUCUGCGUGCCACUCCAAUGUCCGGUCUGGGUUGCCUGCCCUCCACCACCCUGUACACGUGUUCCACCCAUCACAACCCCCUGCACCACCCUGUACACGUGUUCCACCCAUGACAACCCCCUCUAUGUCCUGUACACGUGUUCCACCCAUCACAACUUCCUCCACCACCCUGCACACGUGUUCCACCCAUCACAACCCCCUGCACCACCCUGUACACGUGUUCCAUCCAUCACAACCCCCUCUAUGUCCUGUACACGUGUCCUACCCAUCACACCCCCCUCCACCACCCUGUACACGUGUCCUACCCAUCACACCCCCCUCCACCACCCUGUACACGUGUCCCACCCAUCACAACCUCGUCUUGUUUACAGCUCCAGCCCUUUCGUUGCCACGUUCUUUUCUUUUUUAACUGCAACACUGUAUUACGAACUGUAAUCCUGAUGUAAUUUGGCGAUAGUGUCGAAGUGGACGAAUACAUAAGAAUCCGCAUAUAAGCACACCGUGUCUAAGCACAUGUCUGAUGUAAGCAACAAACAAAAAUACUGAACACGUUCGUGAAUGACACAAUUAAUGACCUUGAAAAGAAAGGUUUUAUAAUAGGCGACGUUUCGGGAAAGGGCCCAUCUUCACGGCACACAGAGGCCCAAAGGUAGAGAGGUCUAAUUGGCCUAAUUGGUCUCUCUAUGCACCGUGAAGAAGGGUCAUUACCUUAAACGUCGCCUGUUAUGUUCUUUUUUAAGAGAUAACUAUUUGCUGUUGUUUGUGCUAACGCACCACUGCCAAUGUAGUAUCGCCAAAUAAAUCGAUAAGGGCAACACGUGUUUAACAUUAUACUGGUGAUGGUGAAGGGCAACUUCUGACACAAGCACGCUACUUCGGAUAUAAGCACACUGCUGGCCUUGCUCCCAAGGUGUGCACUAUAUAUCCAGCUUCCACAAUUCAUGUUUGUUUGUUUUUUACAACUUUGCUUGCUAAGAAAUAGGAGUAAAACGGGAGGGCGGUGAGUGGAUGGGGGGAGGGGUGGAAACUAUCAAAUCGGGGUGCAAGUGCGGAGCGCGUGGCUGGGAGAUGGGAGUGGGCCCCACACUUUGUUCACAAGGUAGAGAAUGCGCCUCAAAAGAAUAGAGCUGGGGGUAUGCGCGCUUUUUUGACACGGGUAUAUCAAGAGAGAGAAAGAGAGAGAAACACCACGGCGGUGCGACAUUGUGGACGAUGCCUUCCCGUCUCCGUGACAGCGUGGAGUUGUCGCGGUGGCCACGUGCGUGCGUGGCCACGUGAUCGUUGUUCGUGGGAAACUGGAACGGCGGCGGCGGCGGCCGAUGAUGCCCUCCGUGCUCGUGUCCAGGCACAGCUUGGCACGCCGCGCGAACCAGAGACCGAGAGAGACGGGAAGGAAACGCGUUUGGGUCUUUGUUGUUGUUAUUGUUAUUUGUUUACGCUCUUCUAUGAAACUUGAGUGCAAUGCAAACCUCCACCCACGUGAUUUGGACCCACAGCCAUAGCGAGGUGGAUAUACUGGAUGUGGUUGCGCCGGGUGCAGGGAUAUUUCCGGGACGCCGACCCAGAGAAAAUGAAUCCCUGCCCUAUAUUCGUUGUUAUUAUCCUUUGAUAAUUUUUUUCUGUUGAGAAAAGUGAUUUCCAGCUGUCAGAUGAAACAGGUGUUCGGUAUAAUGUCCUUCCAACCCCAUUAGCAUUACUCAUUUGGUCUCAAAAGCAUGAAAUCUCACGUCUGAUAUUUUGUUUUGUACAAUUGUGACUUUUACUCUACGAUCCACAUUUAAUUUCAGCUUCCUCCACUUGUGUUUUUAUGCAAAACCAUUGUCUCAUCACACUUGGGUAACAAUAAAAUAAA
Messenger RNA from Lethenteron reissneri (Far Eastern brook lamprey), 7113 nucleotides. RefSeq names its product collagen alpha-1(I) chain-like. Lineage: Eukaryota; Metazoa; Chordata; Hyperoartia; Petromyzontiformes; Petromyzontidae. The record is from RefSeq and is a predicted model, not a curated record.